This is a messenger RNA of Sphaeroforma arctica JP610, 1596 nucleotides long. RefSeq names its product dihydroorotase. The record is from RefSeq and is a predicted model, not a curated record. Lineage: Eukaryota; Ichthyosporea; Ichthyophonida. Gene Ontology annotation, biological process: pyrimidine nucleotide biosynthetic process; 'de novo' pyrimidine nucleobase biosynthetic process. The coding region runs from base 169 to 1215 and encodes 348 amino acids. The transcript has 7 exons. Gene Ontology annotation, molecular function: dihydroorotase activity. Gene Ontology annotation, cellular component: cytoplasm.
UAGUAAAUGAGGAGUGUAUUGUAGAUAUACUGUAUAUAUAUAUCACCCGUGCCCAGAGAGAUUCCGACGACUCGGGUGAUUCUUAUACAUCUGCUAUACAACACAACUGCAACUACACACACUAUAACACACAAACUUAGUUUAUCGAGGAUAACAACAAAAUUCGACAUGUCUAUUGCCAAUGUGGACGAGAUCAUCAUUCCUGCAGGGGAGGACUACCACACCCACCUGCGCCAUGGCGACCUGAUGAACAUGGUCGUGCCACAUGUACGCAAAGGUGGUAUUUGCAGAGCUCUGAUCAUGCCAAACUUAACGCCCCCAAUUACUACGCUUGAGCAAGUGGUAGCGUACAAGUCCGAGCUCGAAGGCCUGGACUCGUCUGUCGAAUAUCUCAUGACCUUGUACCUGCAUCCAUCCCUCACCCCAGAGAUCAUUGCGGGUGCCAAGGCUGUUGGGGUUACCGGCGUUAAGAGCUAUCCUCGCGGCGUGACCACCAACAGUGAAGCAGGCAUUGAAAGCUACGACGUCUACUACCCCAUAUUCGAAGCCAUGGAGACCGCCGGUCUGAUCCUGCACCUGCACGGAGAAAUCCCCAGUAACCCAGACAACGACGUGUGUGUGAUGAACGCGGAACGAUCGUUUUUGUCACACCUAGAGAAGCUACACGCAGCUUUCCCGAAGUUACGGAUCAUCCUGGAGCACUCGACCACGAAGGAGGCUGUGGCGCUGGUCAAGAAACUCGGUCCCACAGUUGCGGCGACCAUCACCGCACACCAUCUGGAACUGACUGUGGACGAUUGGGCUGGUCAGCCUCACAACUUCUGCAAACCCGUUGCUAAGUACCCAUCCGAUAGAGCGGCCCUAAGAGCCGUUGUGAAGGAAGGGAACCCCAAGUUCUUCCUGGGAUCUGAUUCGGCCCCCCACGAUCGCACGAAGAAGGAGUCGUGCUGUGGCUCUGCAGGAGUGUUCACAACACCGCUGCUAAUGCCCUACGUAGUGACCACGCUCCUUGAGAUGGGGUGCACCAGCGAACAGAUAGUCGGAUUUACAAGCGCAAAUGGUCGCGCUUUCUACGACUUGCCUGACCUGAAACAAAAUAUCACCCUGGUGAAAGAGUCCGCCACUGUACCACAGUCGUACGCUUAUGGAGAGGCCGGAGAGGUCGUUCCUUUCAAAGCGGGUCAGACUCUCGCGUGGUCACUCAGAUCCCAGUAGACUCUGUAUCUACAACCAACACGUUUUAUACGUACCAUAUUCUAAUAUUGAAUGGGAAUAUGCCAAAUUUAGAGCCUUUGUGACACAUUUUUGUGCCGGAUUUAGUAAUGGGAAUUAGAAAUCAGGACCUGGGAGGAUUGACAACGGGUGCACUGUGUGUGUCCCAGAAAUUAGGCGAUCAGAAAUCUCGUCGACUUUUUGGUUUGGCAAUUGCUAACCAGCUAUUCAUUUCAAUUGCGAUCAUUAUGCAUCGAACAUAUAGACCUAUGUACUGUUAUUGUAUCGGGAGUACCAUUGCAGCUCUCUAGGGUGACUUACCCGCAGUCUCAAUGGCUUCAAUUAAAUGUACAUUAAGUUCAAAUAAAGUAUUCUGAAACCGCA